Molecule: messenger RNA, 1458 nt
Organism: Paramisgurnus dabryanus
Lineage: Eukaryota; Metazoa; Chordata; Actinopteri; Cypriniformes; Cobitidae
Gene: polr1e
Product: RNA polymerase I subunit E
Biological process (GO): DNA-templated transcription
Molecular function (GO): DNA binding
Source: RefSeq, a predicted model, not a curated record
GUCGCUGCUUGUUAAACUACUCGUGUGACAGUCGCCGAGCAAACUUUAAAGAUGGCGUCGACCUGUUCAUGGAAACCAUGUGGAGAUACAAGACAGGAUGCUUUAAUAGUGAAAUUCUCUAAUGGACACGUGAAAAAAGCAGAGCAGCUGAAGAUCGGAGCCUUCAAACAUACAGAUGAGGUCAACCCCAGAAAGAAAAACCGACGGAUUGUGGUGGCAGAAUCAGACAGGCUUUCUUAUGUUGGAAACAACUUCGGUUCUGCUUCAUUGCAAUGUAAUAACAUGUGCAGGUAUUUUGUGGGAGUCCUUGACAAGAAAACCAUGAAAAUGAAAGUUCAUAAUGCUCAGCUAUUUAACAUGCAACCUGUAAUACCAGGUGAAGCAGAGGCAGCAAAUGAAAACACAACGCAAGCUGAGACAUACAGGGAUAAGGUGGAUGCUCUCAUUGAAGCAUUCGGGACAACUAAACAGAAACGUGCGCUGAGCUCCAGAAGACUCAAUGAGGUGGGAAAUGACACACUGCAGAAAGCUGUGGCUCGAGCUGCUAACAACAUCAUUGAUCAGAAAGGAGUGGAAGCUCUGCAUAAUGCUGUAGCUGAAACGGAGGCUCAGACAGAUACAUCAAAGUUCCUACCUUUCUGCAACACUGAGGCAGACAAACCAGAAGACGUUUACCCUUUUGAUGAAUUGUUGUCUCCAGUUGAGUAUGAGGCCCUGAAGGACAUUGGUGUAAAGAUGGCAGAGCUGACCCCUGAAAACCUGCAGAAGAUGAGAGAUGAAGGCAGUCCACAGACUGUUCUUAAACAUCUUGAGUUCUUGCCCAAAGAGGCCGCAGCUCGCGAAAGAUUGUCUCGGUGCGCCUGGUAUCUGUCUUUUCUCAUAAAAGUCUCACUGCAGAAACGUCUCAGUCGCAAAUUUUGUGUUGAAAAUGGGUGUCCUCGAAUCAUCAUCAACAAAGUGCUGAAGAACUUCACAGUGGAGAGUUUUCACGAUGGCAAUUUGAGGAGCACAGUGUCGACGUCCAUGCGAAUGAAACUGGCGUCUCACUGUUUGGCUUUACUUCUGCACAUGGGGGAUCAGACAGCCAACCUUACACUACUACACAGAGACCUGGGCAUCAGUGACAUCAAGAUGUUGGAGUUGGCCAAAGCCAUGGGCCUGACUCUGUCCCGUACAUCUGCGUGCAGUACAGAAGAGGUUGGGACACAGGAUGAACACAGGAUGGCAUCUCUGGUUCUUCCAUUAGUCUGUUAUGAUCGGCAUAAUGAACGCAGGAAACGCAAAAGGAUGAAAUGAACUGUUAAGAGCUUAUUUGACUGUUUUAAUUCAGCAGUUUUUGUGAUAUAUUUGAACAACACUGUUCUUUGGAAGUUAAAAGUAAAUGUUAUUUACUUCAAUGAAACUGGACUGGCCUGACUCUUCAUUAGUUUGCACCUAAUCCUAAUGCACUGUUGAUUC